Paramuricea clavata is the source of this 195-nucleotide messenger RNA. Lineage: Eukaryota; Metazoa; Cnidaria; Anthozoa; Malacalcyonacea; Plexauridae. The record is from the annotation of a GenBank genome assembly.
GAAAAGCCAACUAUAUCAUUAGCAAAAAAGGAAUUUUCAAGACAGCAGAAGCCUAGCAAAAGAUUAUUACCAAAUGCACAUUACCCUGACCAUGCAGUGGAGACAACUCCUUGCAAGCUCCUGGGUCUCCUGGAUGAAAUAAAUUUCACAAAAUAUCUGAUAUUAGCAGAUGCAGGAAAUGAAUGCAAGAAAUGA